AUGAAGUGCAUAGCGUUUGUGUCGAUGGUUGCAGCGACAUUGGCAGCCGCCGAUACUCCCUCUUCCUCCUCCACCGCCGCGAACCCAGGCAAAGACCGACCCCCAAUCGGCGCGCUCUGGAGCAGCACCUGGAGCGCGAGCACGCUCCACCCGUUCGUGCAGUCCUGCCACACGCAGUCGGUGCACCGCGGCAAGCUGCACACCCUGUCGCGCCUGUACCCAGAGCUGGAGGAGUUCGCGCCGCAGCUCAAGGUCUUCUACAACCAGCAGCCCUACCCGGGGUCCUGGGACGGCGCAGACCCGCACGGCAACGAGCGCGAGCUGCUCCAGAUGCAGAUGCAGCACCUGCCGUGGAAGGUGCGCGAGUGGAUCAAGAGGAAUGCAACGCAGCGGCACUACAGUGUGCAUGAUGAUGUGGUUUUCUUUGCGCCGGGCGCGAUUUAUCCGAUUUUGCCGCUGUGGGUGGAAGGGGAGCGGGAGGGUUGUGAAGGUGUUUUUGAUGGGUUGGAGACGUACUCGAAUGAGCCCAAGGACGGCAGCGUCAUUGGGAAGGUGUCGCACACGGAGGAUGCGGAGGAGGCGGAGUUUACGGUUGAGGCGCUGCGUGUUACGCUGCGGGAUGGUGCGGAGCGCAGUGAGCUGUGA
Molecule: messenger RNA, 645 nt
Organism: Ascochyta rabiei
Lineage: Eukaryota; Fungi; Ascomycota; Dothideomycetes; Pleosporales; Didymellaceae
Exons: 2
Coding region: 1-645 (214 amino acids)
Source: RefSeq, a predicted model, not a curated record